UUCCCCAUGUAAGCAAGCAAGCAAGCAAAACAGAGAUUAUCUGAAAGCCAACGGUUAGCGUCUUCGUGGAAGAAUACUAAAUAAUAAUUUGUGGAGGCUUGGUGUUAAGAAAGUUGUAAGCUAAGAAGGGGAAUGAAAAAAGCUGUACUUGUGGACUGAGUUGUUUUCCAGGUCGACUCGAAUGCCACCACUUCCGUGUUAUGGAUGAAGUAGUCUUGGUCCGCCAAAGAGCGUAUGUUAAGCAGCGUCUCCUCGGACGCGGAGGAUUUGGAAAUGUUUACCUUGUUAGAGACAAAGACGAGAACGAUUUUUUACGCUCUGAAACAAAUUCCUAUCCAGAAUUACAGCCAUGCUGAAGCAAUACGAAAGGAGUUUCUGGCAAUGCUGGUGUCACUUCGGCACCGCCAUAUCAUCCAUCUAUUUAGUUGUUCCAUCUCGAAAACAGGCAAAUCACAGCUCGUCGCCAACUUUAUAAUGGAGUACUGCACGGGAGGAACGCUAAACAAAAGGCUUUCUAAGCCCAGUUCACAUGCAGUGGACCUCAAAUGGAUGAUACAGAUAGCUGAUGCCGUGUCUUUCCUGCACCAUAAGGACAUCGUUCAUAGGGACCUCAAGCCAGAAAAUAUCUUAUUGUCCACUCGAGAGAACGCUAAAUUGUGUGACCUGGGUUUGGCUUCCAGCUCUUUGAAAACACUUUCCCCAGACAAGACAUCUUCACGAAAGUCGCGUGAGAGUUGCGAUUAUGACCAGGUAGGGACGCCAUAUUACUGGUCCCCGGAAUUACUGAAUGGUUUUGAGUAUCGCAAAGAGAGUGAUGUUUUUGCUUUGGGACACAUCUUGUUUGCCAUCAAAGAGCGUUGCUUUAUAGAUAGUAAGCGACACCAAAGGCUAUAUGGCGCAUUCGUGAAGACCGACCAAGGAGUAAUUUCCUUCGGGAGAGCACUACAUUGUUCUCCAUUCUCUCAUCUGGUGUUCAGCGACAACAAAAGCGCCGUCGACAAAGCAAUGAGGACAGUCGCAAGUGCUGCUUUGGCUUUCCGUACCGAGUCACGACCUACUAGUGAAUAUAUCUUUCAAUUUCUGAAAGAAACUGCUCGAUCAUUAAUCGAAAGUAGGAAACAGCGCAAGCAAACACUACUGAACAACGUGAACGAGGAAUCACUGCCAUUGGAAAAAGUGAAAGCAAUAAGGGUGUGAAGUCUCGUUAAUAAAAUGAAAUGAAAUCGUACUGUGAGAUCAAAUUGGCGAUUUAUGUCGCCUAUUAUAUCUAAUGCAAGAAAAAUAGAAAACGGUAAAUUUAUCCUUAUCAGCUGCCAAAUUAGGAGUGGUCAGGUAAUUUUAAACUGACGAUGAACAAUGAUUUCGUAUAUAUGGGACAUCAAAAAGAGAGAUUAAAUUAAGAUAUGUUUAUAUUACCACUAGUAAGAAUUCCACCUAAAUCAAAGGUGCUUUAAUAGACUGUUAUUAAUGAUUAUCACCUAAUUAAUUUAUUGUUGCACAUUGGAAAUAAUCAUCGUAUCAAAGGAGGGAAAAUUAAGUGUUGGUUCAUGAACAACGUUAUUAAAGUAAUAAGAGUAAAUAUAGAUGGUUAAGAAAUGCGUCAAAUUGUUCCAGAGGGAACUGUUGGGUUUGAGGAACGAAACGUUUUGGAGAACCUUGAAAAAAGCCUUGAAUCAACGACCUCCGUCAUGCACAUGCGAUGCUGCAUUUAGAAUCAAACGCAAGAUGUGAGAGCACUCACUACCACGGGUUACAACCAAUCUACCCAGCUGAGUGGUGAACAUGGCACACGAAGCAUGAGUGGACAAAAUGACCAGCCCUAAGCAUUUUUGGGGGUCAAGUGAAAUCGUUUUUGUCCUUUUUCAUAUUAUUUCCAUAUUUCUGCUUCUUGUAGGCCCGUAAAUUAUAUUUCAGUCAAAAGAAUACAAAAUAUGCAAAAGUUGGGUUACAGUAGCCUGGGAAUGAGGGUCUGGCAGUGAAACAGCUAAACGCACUGGGAUUAGCUGAAACAAAAUUCACCACUCAACUCACUACAAGGCGAGCCAGAGAACGCCCCCAUACAACAAGUCCAUACCUACUCACAUGACCUGAGCAAGGCAAUUGGAGCUUAAGCUCAUUACUAGGUGAUCACUAAAACUAUAUACACCCCCACUGUUCUUUAACAAAUCCUAAGACAUCAAGUUUCAAUCACAAUUUUAUUUUGUACAUAUUUACAACUGAAUACACAAGCAAAUAAAUGUCUCACAACAUUCAAAA
Actinia tenebrosa (Australian red waratah sea anemone) is the source of this 2256-nucleotide messenger RNA. Its product is annotated as serine/threonine-protein kinase PDIK1L. Gene Ontology annotation, biological process: protein phosphorylation. NCBI's taxonomy places the organism in Eukaryota, Metazoa, Cnidaria, Anthozoa, Actiniaria, Actiniidae. Gene Ontology annotation, cellular component: cytoplasm; nucleus. Gene Ontology annotation, molecular function: ATP binding; protein kinase activity. The record is from RefSeq and is a predicted model, not a curated record.